AUGUCCCCGCUCGACGCUUGUCUGGAGCAGUACGAAAAGGAUUUGGCUAACCAGACGCACUGCUGCAUGCUCGAGCACAUCAAGGAGGAGAACAGGGCAGCCAACCGAACGGUGUUCGUGAAGCUUCUCCGCUAUCAGCAGGACAUCAACACGAAGGGCACGCUUUCCUUCGAACCGGACCCUACAGAUGCGCAGAAGUCGAAAGGUAGCAGCGCGGCGCCUACGUACCCCGAGAACUUGACCGUUCGGGACCCACGUCAGCUCAGGCAGAUUCUGCCCAUCCCCGACAUCCACAAGGUGUCCGACUGCGAUCUCAUCUACCGCUUUCUUAUUGCCCGGCGCAUGGACGUCGACCUCGCCACGAACGACAUCUUGCACUACAUCGCCUUCCGCGAGAAGUACAGCCUCGAUACGAUCUUGUGGGACCGCGAGGUGGAGAUGCUCUUCAACGGUCUCGAUGGCGAGGAGCUGAUGCAGCAGGUGAUGGAGGAGAUGAAGAAGGGCACGACCCCUGCGGCGAAGGUCAAGAUCACGCGCCCACUGCUGCAGGCUGGCUGGGCAGCUUGGAACUGUGGUGUAGACAAGCGUGGCCACGUCAUCUUCUACCAGCGUCCAAACCCGAAGGAACUGGCGAUGCUCGAAAAACGUUGGCCCUACAUCGAGGGUCAGUACGACUGCCGCAACCCGGACUUCCACUCCGUAACGCCGCCUUACAGCAAUCUGCUGUCACGGUUGUACCUGCGAGAGGUCGAGAAGGGCCGCCGUAUCUCGCGCCUCCUGAACUACAACCAGCAGUAUAUCAUCCGGGAAGGUCUGCACGUGCAGACCGCGGUGAAGCCGACGUCGACGAACACGUUCAUGGACAACGGCGGCGGUGCCACCUGCCUCGUUGACGUCGGUAGCAUCAAGCUGUCACACCUGACCUCCAGCAAGUACAAGAAGGCCUUCAAACUCUUCCGAGUCCUCUCUCUGACGGGACAGAGCUUCUACCCGGAGAACAUGAGCCGCAUGAUCAUCAUCAACGGUGGAUUUGUGUUCAACACGUUCUUCAAGCUCGUCCGACCGUGGCUGGACCCGCAGACGCAGAAGAAAAUCGUCCUUCUCUCCGCCACGAACAAGGCCACCCUGGACAAGCUCAGUAGCGACUCGAGCCACAUGUCGCCGAGCCAGGCAACGAACGACAGCGAAGAGAGCGGCGACGACAAGGGGGCUCCGGCGGCUGGGGCAGACUCGGAAAGGGUGAAAUAUGCGCUGCGCGACGCGCUGGCCGAGUAUAUUCACGAGGACUUUAUUCCGUCGUGGUACGGUGGCCGCCUGCCCAUCGUUGACUCGCCUCUCUUCUACGGAGUUUGCCCGCCAAAGAACCUGGCAGAAAACCCGCAGUACGCGGCCGCCUGCGAGCGCCUGCGUGCCCGUGUCGUUCCUCAGCUGCUACCGGACGUGUUCAUCUUCGCCAACGCCAAGGAGAGCGAGGGGGUCAGCCAGGAGGAGUGGGAGGCCUUCUGCAGUCUGACAGGAGGCACGCUGCUCCGCAGGCAGGUGGCCACGCAGUGA
Molecule: messenger RNA, 1554 nt
Organism: Leishmania mexicana MHOM/GT/2001/U1103
Lineage: Eukaryota; Euglenozoa; Kinetoplastea; Trypanosomatida; Trypanosomatidae
Exons: 1
Coding region: 1-1554 (517 amino acids)
Source: RefSeq, a predicted model, not a curated record